Messenger RNA from Alnus glutinosa, 1362 nucleotides. RefSeq lists its product as uncharacterized. Bases 204 to 953 code for a protein of 249 amino acids. The transcript is spliced from 3 exons. The record is from RefSeq and is a predicted model, not a curated record. NCBI's taxonomy places the organism in Eukaryota, Viridiplantae, Streptophyta, Magnoliopsida, Fagales, Betulaceae.
AAGAGAUUUUUUUUUUUUGAGGGACCCAUGUCUGCAAAUGCCAUUACUUUGCUUUCAAGACCAUUCAACUCCCAUCCCCAGAACCAAGUUGAGUGGAACAGUUGAACCUUUUCUCUUUCAAAGCAUUAAGCCAACUAACUGCCCCUGUUCUCUUCUAGCUCUCUUUCUAUAUAGAAUUGCAGAAAACGGAAUUUGAAUUCCUAAUGGAUAAACAUGGCAAUGUUUUGGACAUGGGGAACUCUGUUCCUGUUUCUUCAACCUCGGACUCGGUCUUGAAACUUCAACGCUCAAUUAGUUCUAAGCUGGACGUCGUCUUAAUCGAAUCACCGAUCAAGAAAAACAAAGUCAAAGGCCAAAACUCAAUUGCUGGACUUGGUUUGAAUCCUCAGCCAUCGCCGAUAUCCCAUGUAGCCAGUUUCCGAGAAUUAAGUGCUAAAGAGGAAAUAUAUUUUGAUCCAAGGUCCUGCUUAGAAUCUGAUUGUGAAGAUUUCUUCAGUAUCAGUAGUGAUACUACCCCGUCUUGUGGCAACACUCCUAUCCACCAAAGCAGCUUCGAAGAAACUCCUGAUGAAUUAGAAAAACCUCUUUACAUGAACAGUACACCCAGUUCUAGUCCUGAACCCCCUCCAACAGAGAUGAAAAAACAACUUUUUGAGCUUUUUCAAGAGAGCUUCAGGGGAGAUGCUGUUGAUCAUGGCAGUCCAAAUUUACAAGGAAGUUCAAAAGCCAAUCCCACCAUUUUUCACAUUCCUCCAAAAUCUACAAAUCAAACCCUUUAUGCAUCUCUAGCAAGCUCUGCAUGCAGCUGUGAGACAACUCCCGAGGGAAGUUACAACCCCGGGAAGGGGAAACUCGCCAAGUCUACACUGUGCUGCCUUCCAAAUUUGGCGCGCAGCCUGAGCUUUAGUGGGAGGAGGAAGAGGCUGAACCUUGCCAAUACUAGUGGACGCUAAGCCCUGCUUCUACUCUUGUCUAUAUAUAUAUAUAUUGUAAAGUACUGCAAACUAAAGCAUAAAAGGCAUCUUAAAUCCCUUUUCAUAUUUCUUGGCUUCCCUCAAGCAGGCUGAGAAGCAAUUCUAAAGUGAAUUAUGAACUUUCUUGUAUUAUCAUGUGCAAGUACUUGGGGAUUAUUAGUUUUUACUGCAUUUGUGAAAUGCAGGACUAAAUUUUUGCAUGUUCACUUGUGUCCGGGAUAUAGUAACAUGGGAACAUUUGUAAUUGUUGAUGCUUUUAAAUAAAUUUCAAUUAGUUCAUAUUUCAGUACUUGACAGGAUAAGUGUCAUGUAAACUGACAUAUCAGUUUGUAAAUAUGAUAAGUGUCGGUGUCGCGUGGACGGCCAUAUCAAUUUGUAAGAAGUUUGU